AUGAACAAGAUUCAAAUUUGUGUGUUGGUAGCGAUGUGUGUGGUUUUUGUUUUAGUAGCCUCACUGCUGGUAUUCAUUUUUUUGCGAUGGGGGCGCAAGCUACGCACCAAUUCAAAACUGGCUGACGCCGACGCAUCAGAGGGGGGUGGGUACCUGCUGCACUUUUUUGAUUUCUCCAGGACCCCGCAGGCUGUGGACAUUCAGGCGAUGUGCAUUACGGACGCGAAGUCGCUGAGGUCUGCUUUGGCGACAGCUUGCGGUCUACCAGAUGGCACACCGUUAACGCUUCUCUACGUGGAUGAGACGGGGAGAUCGGUGGAGAUGGAUCUUGAUCGACUGGUUCUUCCUGACGAGCAGUUGCGUAUGCGCAUGCGCCACACUGAAGAGAGACCGCUGCUGUUAUCGCAAGAGGUGAAAUCUCUCAGCUCCACUCCCGUAAAAUAUGAACAGGAGGAGCCUGCCAAGCAAAAGUAUAAAGGUGUUGUUGAUGUGACCUACACACGAAGUGGUGGGCGCGUCCCAGAUGUGCGCGGCGUCUCGCAGAGACCGUACACUAAUGGAUGUGUGCCACCCCCUAUCAUUUUGCCGCUCUCCUCCCGGAUUAGUUCUGCCACACCUGUAAGCAUCACAGCUGCGCGGUAUACCGUGCAGAGUAGCGGCGUUGUGCUUAAAGAGGAUGCCGCGGCUUUUGUGGAGGCAGCAAUGAUGGAGCGCACGAGACGCACCGUGACGCUACCAUAUGGUGCUCGUGUCACUGUGGAGCCUAAUGAACGCGCGGCGUGGCUGCUUGAUGAGAGUGGCAGAAGUGUGGGACUGCCUUUACUUCGUGAAGUGGCGGAGUCUGUGCGCUACACCGUAGACAACAUGAGCUCGGUGCAAUGGUGCCCGUAUACGCAGCCUAUUUUUCUUCCUCCUGGGCGCUGGUGCAUCCGCGCAGAGUCUUCAACGGCCGAUCGCUGCUCUGUUGAAACCGUCUCUCGGGUUUUCACUGUCGAUAUUGUGCCUUGGAAUCGGCGAAAAGAGGGGGGAGCUUAA
This is a messenger RNA of Trypanosoma rangeli, 1035 nucleotides long. RefSeq lists its product as uncharacterized. Lineage: Eukaryota; Euglenozoa; Kinetoplastea; Trypanosomatida; Trypanosomatidae. The record is from RefSeq and is a predicted model, not a curated record. Bases 1 to 1035 code for a protein of 344 amino acids. The transcript has a single exon.